AACAAUGACCUUAGCCUAGACCAUUGAGUUCAAGCCACCCAGGCUGUUCAUUAUUACCUUUGGUCGAGAAUCGAGGUGUCCAUGAACUCAUUCCCACCCGGCUGUCGAAAAGCCAGGCCAUAUGUCCCACCCGAACUCGGGUGGGACAUCUUUGACACACACCUAACCAACCCUAUCUAACUUUCUUAUGCGAACGUACGCCAUUCACCAUUUUUAAUCGUGAUUAAACAAAUCGAGUCAUUAUUUCCAAGUCGAGGCAUGAAAAUGGGUUGAAAAGCCUUCGUGGUUAUCCAUAGCCCUGGACUUUAUAUCGAGGUCAAUUAGGGACAAUUUCGCUUUCCAACAAUCUGCAAAAUGACAUCCAAGACAACACCACACUCACCGCAGUACAUACCUGAGGAUAUAACAUACAACCCGACUAAAAAUAAACAGACUGACCAGUAUCUCAAGGUAAUCAUUGUUGGCGCUGGUAUCGCUGGGAUUGCGACUUCGAUCCUCCUAAACAAAGUCCCGAAUCUGACAUAUAUAAUUCUGGAGAUGAAUCCGGUGUUCCUCUCGUUUGAGAACACCGCGGAGCUACUAGACAUCGCUGGUCUAGAGAAUUUUCAAGGUCCAGUAGUGCACACCAAGUGGAUUCUUCCCUGGAUUACAAAGGGAAAAGAGUUGCUGUUAUUGGCAACGAUGCAAGCGGCAUGCAAUAAUUGUCAAUAUCUUACCAGAUGCGCGCUUCCGACGGCUCCCGCAAAUAACCAAGGCGGAUACCAGUACACCCCACAAGACCUAACAAAUUUCGAAUCAGAUACCAAUGUGUAUUUAGAGUACAGAAAAGAUCUCGAUCAUAAGUUUCAUGGCGGCUUUGCGGCCUCCAAGAAGGGUAGCGUGGAAAAUGCGGCGUUGAGAAGGCAGCUAACUGAACUAAUGUCAGAGCGCGUCGAGCAUGAUCAAGAGCUCCUAAGUAAAUUAGUGUCGGAAUAUGCACCAGGCUAUAAGCUACUCACUCCGGCACCUGGAUAUUUCGAGUCUCUAACCAACCCUAAGGUCACGUAUGUGACAGACGGCAUCGUGCGAGCGACGGAAUCAGGCCUUGUCACUAUGGACGAACAAGAACAUGAAUUGGACGUCAGUAUCGCAGCCACAGGCUUCCCUGAAUUCACAGUUCCUCGAUUUCCCAUUUCCGUCCUACUUCGGAGUGAUGGUACCGAAAUUUCCGAAAUUUUUUCAUGGUGCUUCAAGUCCAAGGCACCGCGCUCGGCGGAACGGUGCCCAUGCAAUUGCAUUUGCAAAAUUCAAUCUCAGUCCUAUUUCGUACUCGAGUCGAGCCAAGAUGCCACAGAUGACUUCGACGCAGUCGUACGAGGUUUCUUCUCCGCCAUGGUCUCAACAGAUUUUGGUAGCAGCUGGUGGAAACUUGGGAAGGGGAGCACACCCCUCACAGUGGCAUGGCCAGGCUCGGGGCUUCACAAGUGGGAUAUUUCGCGGGACCCUCGUUGGGAAGACUUUGUAUUCCACCAGCGGCCAGGCUCGUUGAGAAACUACUUUGAGUAUUUUUGCAACGGACACACCCAAAAGGAGGUUGAUGGUAAUCGCGAUUCUCUUACAGAAUAUUUGAAAGCAGUAGGAUGGGUGGAUCUACGUACCAUACACGAGGACUGGACUGAGCAGGAGUAA
Talaromyces proteolyticus is the source of this 1668-nucleotide messenger RNA. RefSeq lists its product as uncharacterized. NCBI's taxonomy places the organism in Eukaryota, Fungi, Ascomycota, Eurotiomycetes, Eurotiales, Trichocomaceae. The record is from RefSeq and is a predicted model, not a curated record. Bases 355 to 1668 code for a protein of 437 amino acids. The transcript is spliced from 6 exons.